GGAGGUAGGCGGCGUUUUAAAGAAGGACACCCGAUAUAGGAGGCAUUGUACUCGUCGAACGAACCAGCGUCAGGCGCUGGUUCCAGGUGCUGGAGGGCAGUCGUGGCGGAUUACUCGCGACGAGUCAGGGCACAGUAGUGGUACGUUGCCUGCACUUCCUCUUCUGCUGUUGGCCGUUCAGGUGUCAUCCCGCAGCGAGCGCGUCGCGCAACUAUUCGCACGAGUGAACCACAACCGUCUCCUUUCUCUCUUGUACCUCCUAUCUCUCUCUCUCUCUCUCUUUUCGUCUCUCUUUCGGGUACCAUAAAGGUUCUCUGUGGGCUGGAGGCGUGGGAGGCGAGGAGAGAAAGAGAACGGCGGGCGACAAAGAAAGAGCGAGCAACAGAGAGAGAGAGAGAGAGAGAGAGAGAGAGAGAGAGAGACGACGAGAACUUCCUCUUGGUGGGUACUCUCGCGUGUCAUCAUCCGCGCAGUGUCAUAAACACCGUGGCAGUGUGGCACCGUCAGUGGGUCGACUCAUCGUGGAUCCGCACGCUCGUCUCGGGGACACUGGAGCGGUGGAGCAAGAUCGCGCGAGUAAGAUCAGUCGCCGAGAGGGAAACCCGUUUUUGUGGACGAUCCUCCGAGAUCCUGACUGACGCGAGAGGAUAGAUCGCGGGUUCAGGUACGCGGAAACGUGGUGGGACAGACAUCUAGCGAUCGAGCGAUCGAGCGAUCAAAUGAUCGAGUGAGUAAGCGAGCGAGCGAGGACACGAUCGGCCUGGAAUCGGAGAAAUGUGUCUCAAGCUGUGUCACCGCACGAUGACGGAAACGCGAUGAGAUCGCAGCGGCCGUCCCGGCGAUGGAAAAUAGAAGGACGCACGCAAAGGGAGCGGAGGCGGCCUAUCAGUUUCGAAGAUUAAAGGGAACUUUUUCAUCGCGUAAUCCUCUUCUAAGCUGGAACGGGUAUCUCGCUUUCUACGGGUGAACCGUGCGACCGCGUUACUGUGCGGCGUUGCAGCGCGAUUUCACGCAAGUCCGCGUAAGAGUCGCCGAAGCGUGAUUCUCGUCGUGUAUCUGCGGCGGUUCUGGAAUUCAACGUCCAACGCUGGCUCCAGGGUGGAACCCUCGUUCCCGAUACAAACGGCAAUUUUGAUCAAGGGAGACGAGAAGGAGGAUUCGCGGGAAAACUACGGGAAAUGCCGAUCCCGCGGAGAAUCGCGGUUGGAAACACAUGGAGUAACUCGGAGGCUUGUAAUAAAUAAAAUUACACGGGUGAAUAAGGGAGGAAUCUGUCCCCCGGAGGGGCCGCCACGAGGGCUCGGUUCUAUAAAAAUCCGGCUGCGUCGACGGGCACGAGAAGAAUCCUCUGAGGGGGACGAAUCUCCGAGGGGGCGCGAUAAAAAAGAGAAGACAAGAACACACGAGCGAAUAGGAGCGAGACGCAAAGGAGAGGCGACUGCAGCGGUGGAGCUCUUAAGAAAAUGCCCAAGAAGACUCGGGCUAUCAAUUAGGCUAAUCUGUCUCCAAGAUUCUCGAAACUUUAAUUUCUCGCAGGGACACAAGUGGGGCGAUAAGGUGCUCGACUGCGCCCUGAGGGCCCGAGCGCGAGCGUCUAAUUGGCUUUAUCUCCAAAGACCCCUAAAUACAAAGAGCCCAAGUGCAUCAAGAGGUUGGAGGGCUCCUGGUACCACGAGACUCUUGGACAGCCCGGAACGGUGUCUGGGAGCGACACGUAAUUUAUCUUGAGAAUCCCAAAAGACGUUCAUUUUUUUCGCUAUUUAAGAAUUUAAAAAAUUUCUCAUCAAGAAAAACACCUUCGGAAGUAACUGAAGAUCCAACGAGCGCAAUCAUACUAGCAGAAAGAGGAAGAAAGAGAAAUACAUUGAAAAGGAGCGUCCAAAACCAAUACCAACAAUUCUCCGCACGCCUCCGCGACGAACGAUUCCGGAAACAAAGGAAACGCGGGAAAACGAGCUUCGGCGUGGACGGUGCGAUCACCUCUCAGGGAUCCUGCGUCUUGCUGCAGUGCGGGGAAGGCGGAAGAUCAAGGGAAGCGAGCGAAGAGGCCGGCGGGCGGAGACGCGGGAGGGAACGAUCUGACACAACAAUAACGGCGCGACGCACACGCGGGAAGGUCGAGCCACGUGAUAUCUCGGUGUUUGGACGCCGACGUCACUCAGUUAUCGGCGGAUUAUUAAGCAGAUCGAUUGACGCUCGCGACUUUGCGCGAGGAGGUAUCGUCGGGCGUGUGUGCAACAUUGUGUCCUGGAGCAAGUGGAUCCAUCCGCGUGGUGUGACGCCUCCUGCGCGUCGGAGGAUGGCGAGGGCCCGCGUGUGAGGCCGAAGACCACCACCCCGCAGCGUCCUCGUCCUGGUGAAGACGUGUCUCGAGUGCCUUGACGAGCCCUCUUCGAGUUUGUAGACUAGCGAGAACCACGAGGUCAUCAUGGAUCCGCUGAAGUUGAAAAUGGCUCCCGCAGGUGUACCUUCGUCAACCGGUGGCCUGCCACCGGCCGUAGGGCCUGCUCUCACUGGCAUAUCAUUUUUCGGAUAUAAAGGGAGCUGGCGAAGGACAAUAAUCUCAGCCAUGGCCUUCCUCAUCGCCUUCUGUACCGCUAUGACCAUGCUUUUGAUUUGGAGCGAGGUCACGGAUCAAAGGAGACUGGCGUUCGACGCAAACAUGACCAGGGACUACGUGCUCGACAGCGUCUCGAUGGACAAUCCGCAAUUAGUCGCGUACAUACGGCAGGUGCAUCUGAAACCGACGACUCAUCAGGACCCAUUGAACGCCACGCAGACGUCGGAGGAGAAGUACGUCACGACGCUGUCGCAAGGCAAGCGCGAGGGUGUCUACGCCGAGUACAUCAGCAGGAUAGGCGCGAUUUCUAGCACCGCUUGGCUCGAGUCCAAUCUGAGCUGGCGUGGUGUCCUGAUACUCACCGAGCCCAAGAACUUCUUCGAGGCGCAGAAGAGCACGAGAAAUUCGCGAUCGAGGGUCCUCCAUGCCUGCCUCAGCACUGACACGGAUACCAAAGAGAUUAAGUAUCACCAGGAGUCGGAGGUGCAGGUGACCAAACUGGGCGAUGGCCCCAACAGCCUCGUGUCCUCGGAUGAAGGCUUUCCCACCACCAGGCUCAAGUGUUUUCCGCUCUACAGCGUGUUGUUGGCGUACAACGCCACGAUUUUGGAUUACCUGAGUCUGGACAGUCCGGAUGCCCCCGAUGGUCAGGUGCUCGACACCAUCCCCUGGGACAUCAUAAGAAUAUCGAUACUGUCGAUACGCUGGAGCCCCCAUCACAGCGAGGCGGAGACGAAGAACUUCAUCGACAAGAUGACCGGCCGGAGAUACAAGCUCGUGCACAAGACGGACACCGGAAAGUGGAUUUUCCUGUACAAUACUCUGCUUAAGAAUUGAUUUCUUGACUCAGGUUAACGCGAUAGACUGGUCUGCGCCCGUGUCGCAGGAUAAAACGUAUAAUUUAAGCGACUAGCGAAUACCAUUGAUCCCCCGUCCUCCCAAAUACGCUUUUGAUCUCUCCCUAAUAUUUUAUUCGCCGUCUGGGAAUAUUUCUCGCGAUCAAAAGCGCGAUAUCCCGCCGUAAGCCGAUCUCGCGCGAGGAUGACUCGUUGCGCUGUAAUAUUGGCAACCCCCGGCAGUGACCGAUCGCUGAAUCAGGUGUUUCAUUAUCAAUCCCGUGCACCCUUGCGAGAUGCGCUCGACACUCCAGAGGUAAGUCUGUCCCCCCCGCGGUUCUCGGCAUGAUGCUACCCGCGCGAUAUCUUGGCACGAGGCUAGCUGAUGACGAUCAUCGACUGAUGACUGAAUCCCGGGGGACUGAGUUCACAAGUUUUGAUGGAAACCGGAACUGGACUAUAUGUUGGACGGCUCGACGAUUCAGAGACUCGAGAGUCAAGAUCAUAGUCCGGGAUGCAAGAUCCUGAUCUGAGAAACACUCGUAGCUUCUGAGAUCAGAAAUGAGAAUAUAAUUCAAGGGACUCGUAGCUUCAAAGUUCUGUGAUUUCAAAUUAUGGUUUAACUCUUGAAGAUCCUCCUUUUUGUGGAUUUCUUCGAAUUACCUCGAAUCUUUCAGACAUGAUUUCUGUGCACGAGCUAUUUCUACGAUCUGCGUCUGAGGACUCCAAAUUUCGUGGACUUCAGGAACCAAGGAUUCAUGUCAUCCGCGCAUGUUCGCGAUAUCUGCGCGUCAAUCAGUUAAUCAAUCAGUCAACGCGGGAUGAACAAUCUCUCACCAAGUGACACUCGGAGAAAAUACAGCGACGUCGCACUUUACGCGCUUUACUUAUUAUAUUAAUUUGGCGGUCGUUAUGGCGGAAACGCGUGGUCCACGUGCGAGUAAAUUUUCGUCCGCUCAAAUCCGCUUCAGAUACGUGACACGUAUUGAUAUGUCUUAUCGUGAGAUAUUACGGUUCUUUCUUUCCUUCUUUUUUUUUUAUUUCUUCUCCCUUUCAGUUGUAGCUUACGUGUGUGUGUUCGAUCAUUACCGACGUGCCGAAGACACAGAGUUUCUUUUAAUUAUUUCCGUUCGUGCAACGCGUACAAUAAAGACUGAGAUCUCGCAGGACACGUUUCCUCCGCUAUGUUCCGAUUUCCGCGCGAAACUUCGACGAUGGCUCUUGAAAGUCGCGCAAGUGACUGAUUAAUUACUUAAAUAUUUUCAAUUCGGCAAUUACUUAAAUAUUUGUAUGAUAAGAACAGGGGAAGUAUCUAGAUUAAUUGAUUCACGGUGGAUCAAAAGAGAAAUCAGUAGUUUGCACCGUUUGGCCCGCGUUCACCGCCUGAUCGUUUCCUGCUGCGCAUUUAUCAUUUCUUCGUUCCUAUUCUUGAUGAAAUGAGAUGAAUCGAUUCGAUACGGAAAAUGGCAAACGUUCUUCAGCGAUAUUUUUAAACAAAGCUUCACCUUCACUCCUUGCUGCGCGAGUUCUUCGCUCGAGUGGAGCGUAACGUGAGACUACUUUUAUAUAAGAAAAAAAUAAAUAAUAUUAUAUACAAAUAGUAAUAAAUAAUAAAAAUACAAAAAAGCUACUGGGACCGCAGUGGAAGGCGAGAUAUUAAUUCGUCCGCGGUUGAGCCAAUUAACGCAACCCCCUCAUACAACCAGUGAUAUCCCUCGCUCACAUUUCACCACGAGGUGAAAUUUGUUAAUGCAAAUGGAACCCUUGCGCCAUGGAAACCACGUCGGUUACUCGAAGCUCGCAAGAAAGAUCCGGAGGGAUCCUCAGUGCCCCAUCUAUCCGAAACUUCCAGAUCGUCAGGACAUGGGGAGAACCCGAUAAUUCAGAGACCCAGGAGACCUGUCGCUUAAUGGCCCGUGGAAAUCUGAUAAAUCCGAUUCCAAUAAAUCCCGCUCAGCCGCGGAGGAGUUGAGAGUUCGAGUGUCCGAAUUCCUCUCUCCGGGGGCACACCACAAAACACGGGAUGACUCACUUUCCCUCACGCGAUUUUUACGGUAGCACGUUUUAACUUUAGGAUAGGUGAGCGAACAGCGAGCGUUUUUACGAUAGAAAAGCGUCGAUUUUUAUUUUUAAGGGGCGUUGCGCGCGCGCAGAGCUGCACGCCAUAUGCGUCCGUGCGUGUCGUAGUGAUAAGCAGAUGAAUUAAUUCCGACGGUAUUUUUUCGAAGGUUCUGCAUCAACGUUGCACGAAAUUUCGAAAGAGAAAAGUCUCGUUUCCGUCGAGCUCUCUUCUUUCUCUCUCUCUCUCUCUCUAUCUCUCUAUCUAUAUCUUUCUCUCUUUUUCGUCUCUUCGUGACACUUAUUUGGAUAACGAAUCGACCGAUAACGAAUAGAUCUGAUGAUCUGUGAUCAAGUGAUCCAUUCGUUAUCGGUUAGAUCUGAAAACUGAACAUCUGUACUACUUAGCGUCACACACGUGCGACGAGAAGAAUGGGGACUUGAAUACUUAAGCACACGAGCCUUAUUAGUGCGUAAGAUAAUAUUUUUCUUGAAACAUUCUACACAUUCUACACAUAUACCUACACACGCAGAUACAUACACACAAUACACAUGCGAUUAAACGUUGAUAAGUAACGAUAAGUAACGCGCAAGUGGUUCUCGCGUUCGUCAAGCUACAGCACUGUGAUGAAAAAUUCACACACGGAGUAUAUUUUUGUCAGGUAUUUAUUUAUUUAUGUUCAUCGUAAAUUAAGAAAUUGUGCGAACCGGAAUUCCAGAAGAAAUCUAGCUGCUCUUGCUGAUUAAUCUAUAAUUGUCUGCAAUUAAACGAAUAUGUGUGAGAAGCGUCUUUUCGGCGAAGAAUAAUUAGUUUUAUUGAAUCGCGAAUUUUGUAGCUUCUAAUAUUCUCAUUUCGAUUGGCGAAAGGUUAUCGUUUAUCAACACUCGCGUAAUUUGCACAUAGUUGUAUAAUAAUUAAAUUUAGACUUGAAGUAAGAUAAAAGCAAUACCUUUGCGUUGAUCGAAUUUCAAUGAUAAUUCUUGAACAGUGCGAGAACUGCUUAUGUGCUCACGCACGUUAACACUCAUGAACAUUAAAACUCAUGAAUUAUAUGUAGGUAACUCUUACUUUGUCAAAAUUGUCUUUAAUGUUAAACGUGCGACUUUUGACUCGACAUUUCCUACUGAUGCGUUAUUGCGAUACUAUACAGUUUAUUCAUUAAAAGCACACACGUUCAACGACAGUUACUUAAUAAAUCCGAUAUUGUUUUUUUACAUCAGUCAUUCACUCAUUGCGCCGAUAUCGUCGUGUUAUUUCGUUUAAUCUCUCUCGCAAUACUCGCAGCAUUUGAAUUCGCGAGCAGUACAAUAUUUCCGAAACGAAUAUCUCUUUUUCUGGCCAUCAAAGAAUUCGGUCACGGAGCUUUAUGAUUUGAGGACUGAAAGAUGCGAAAGAACCUGAAACUUCACGGCUUCGUGGAUCCAAGAAACUCGGUUGCAAAGCAGAUUCUCUUAAAUCUUUUGUAGCAGAAAAUCUCGUAGCAGAAAACAGAAAUGUUCAUGUCCGGAAUCAAUUUGUAACUCGGAAUGUAAAAAAUAUUGAAUUAACUUUUGAUACUUUUUAUUAAGCAGAUGGGAAACUUUAUAUUUGAAAAUUUCUCAUAUUCCAGCUGUAAUAUUAUAAUUAUCAAGAACUACAAUAACAAUUUGGAACAACGAUCCCGAUCAGUACACAAAAUCUCGUUCCCAUUUCAUGCGUUCUGCGUUAAAAUCUUGAUAAAUCACGCGAAUUAUUUGAUUUCAAGACUGCCACUCAUCCGCGUAAUGUGCACUGACGCGAUUUCGUUCUUUAUUUAUAAGAAUAAUCUGCUUGCCUCGCGCUUAUCGAAAAUCAUUCCAUGACUAUUAUGACAUUGACUCGCACACUCCUCUCUUUCUUUCCGCCAGUGUCUAUACGCAAGUAUCUACUUCGUUGCAACAUGUGUUUCGAGAGAUUUUUCGCUUUUUUAAUUUUUUUUACAGCUCCUUGUAACCCGUACUUUUGACGUGUCGAACCGCCGUUCCUGCGAAGAGCGGCGGUUCCUUCCGAGAGCAAUAAAUUGGAAUAUUAUAUU
Messenger RNA from Ooceraea biroi (clonal raider ant), 7508 nucleotides. Its product is annotated as EGF receptor activation regulator Star. The record is from RefSeq and is a predicted model, not a curated record. Gene Ontology annotation, biological process: endosomal transport; endoplasmic reticulum to Golgi vesicle-mediated transport. Lineage: Eukaryota; Metazoa; Arthropoda; Insecta; Hymenoptera; Formicidae. Gene Ontology annotation, cellular component: Golgi apparatus; late endosome membrane; endoplasmic reticulum membrane.